Messenger RNA from Entrophospora sp. SA101, 684 nucleotides. NCBI's taxonomy places the organism in Eukaryota, Fungi, Glomeromycota, Glomeromycetes, Entrophosporales, Entrophosporaceae. The record is from the annotation of a GenBank genome assembly.
AUGUCAGAUAUUACCUCUUCCUCAUCGCCUUUGUCUGCUGCUUCAUCACCUACAAUAUUGAAAUUUUGUUGGAUAGACGUAACAAUUACAACUAUAGUAAUCAAAAUGAUGAGCAUUUCCAGCAUUUUAAACAAUGUAUCUUCUGAUAGAAAUGACAACGAAAGUAGUAAUGGUAAACUUGGUAAUGAUGAUAUCUGUAGUAGUGCUAGUAUCAUUGAUAAUAGUCUUACCAAUAGUUUUAAUAUAGAUGAAUUAGUAUUUUCAGAUGAUGAUCCAGAAUAUUUGAUGGAGAUUGAUACACUAAUCAAACGUAAAGAUGGAAAAAUCCCAUUCCUUGACAUGACUUUCAAUUUUAAUUGUGAUCAUAUCGAUCAACUAAAUAGCAACAUUAAAUAUACAACUGAUGAUAUCUUUUAUGGAUCUGAUCUUACAGAGAUUUAUAAGAAAAGGAAACUAGAUAAACCAGCACCAUCAUCAUCAUCACCAAUAACAAAACAAAAAAGAAAAUAUGAUAAAAACCCCCCUGAUUCCAAUGUCACAAUCGUCACAACUGCUGCUACAGCUACCACAAUACCUUUCCCCACCACGUCAAACAUUCCCAACACCACUGCCACUUUUACCUCAUCACAAUCUGAUGGGAAAAAAAAUAUUUUCAAAUGUAGAGUUCCCGGAUGUGAAAAAUAG